AUGUUGCUAACCCAUGCAGGCGUGGACAAGGCAGCCUACCUGAUGGGCAUCAGCUCCGCUGACCUGCUCAAAGGCCUCCUGAAUCCUCGAGUCAAAGUGGGCAAUGAAUCCAUUGUGAAAGGACAGGCAGUGGAGCAGGUGUAUUUUGCGGUGGCAGCUCUUGACAAGGCCACAUACGACCGCAUGUUCAAGUGGCUGGUGAGCCGCAUCAAUGUGUCCUUGUACAUGGCACUGCCUCGACAGUACUUCAUCGGCGUGCUGGACAUCGCCGGCUUUGAGAUCUUUGAGUUGAACAGUUUUGAGCAGCUGUGCAUCAACUUCACCAAUGAAAAGCUGCAGCAGUACUUCAAUACCACGUUCAUCGUGGAGCAGGAAGAGUAUAAAACGUAAGGCAUUGAGUGGACUUUCAUCGACUUUGGUCUUGACCUGCAGGAGUGCAUCGACCUCAUCGAGAAGCCCAUGGGAAUCCAGUCCAUCAUGGAGGAGGAGUGUAUGUUCCCCAAGGCCACAGACCUCAGCUUCAAGACCAAACUGUAUGACAACCAUCUGGGAAAGUCACCAAACUUCCCGCGACCGCGGCUAGACAAGAAGCGCAAAUACGAGACGCACUUUGAGGUGGUCCACUACGCCGGAGUGCUGAGGUGUUGCGUGCUGGUUCCAUACAACAUCAUAGGCUGGUUGGACAAGAACAGAGACCCUCUCAAUGAGACUGUGGUGCUUUUGUACAAGAAGUCCUCCAGCAAACUAAUGGCUGGACUGUUUGAGAACUACAUCACUUCCGAGACAGCCUCGGAUCCUAAGCAUGAGACCAAGCAGAGGAAGAGGAAAGCAGCUUCCUUCCAGACUGUUUCACAGCUUCAUAAGGAGAACCUCAACAAGCUGCUGGCGAACCUCCGGCACACUCAGCCGCACUUUGUCCGCUGCAUUAUCCCCAAUGAGAGCAAGAACCCUGGCGUCAUGGAUCCAUUCCUUGUCCUGCACCAGCUUAGGUGUAACGGGGUCUUGGAGGGCAUUCACAUCUGCAGGAAGGGGUUCCCAAACCGAAUAUUGUAUGCUGAGUUUAAACAGCGCUAUCGUAUCCUGAACCCCACCGCCAUUCCUGAGGCCUCCUUUGUGGACAGCCACAAAGCUGUGGAGAAGCUUCUUGGCUCACUGGACAUUGACUACAGCCAAUACAAGUUUGGGCAAACCAAAGUGUUCUUCAAGACAGGUCUGCUGGGUCAGCUGGAAGACAUGAGGGACACCCGCCUGUCUCAAAUCCUGACCACGGUUCAGGCCAUGAGCCGAGCGAAACUGAUGAUGAUGGAGAGAGACAAGAUGAUGCUACAAAGGGGCUGGUCGUGGGGCUGCUCUCGGUUCCUGGGUGCCGGGGAGGUGCCCGCUGGCCCUACUCCAGGGGCGUCAUCCUGGUCUCUGGGUGGGGGGACUGGUGGGUCUUCACAUUUCUUCGGGUGGCAGCUGGCUCCUGCAAUGGGCCCUGAACAAGACAACCUGGCUGACACAGAGGAGCGCUGCAACCAGCUGAUCCAGUCCAAGAUCUCCCUGGAGUCUAAGCUGAAGGAGAUGCAUGAGCGUCUGGAGGACGAGGAAGUGAUUAGCAACAAGCUGACUUCCCAGAAGCGCUUGCUAGAGGAUGAAGUGGGGUCCCUGCGGAAGGACGUGGAUGAUCUAGAGAUGGACCUGGCCAAGGUGGAGAAGGACAAACAGUGUGUUGAGAACAAGGUGAAGAAUCUUUCCCAGGAGAUGUGUGUCCUGGAUGAGUCAAUUGCGGCUCUACAAAGGGAGAAAGCAGCCCUGCAAUAAGCUCAUCAACAAGCUCUCAAUGACCGCCAGGCUCAGGAGGACAGCGUCAACAUUUUGACCAAGGCCAAGAGUAGACUGGAGCAGCACGUGGAAACUGUGGAGAGCUCCUGGGAGCAGGAGAAGCGGGCGCGGACUGAGCUGGAAAAAAACAAGAGGACGCUAGAGGCUGACCUGACGGUCAAGGACUCUGUGAGGGACCUAGAGGACCAGAAGAAGGAGAUGGAGGAGAGAAUGAAAAAGAAAGACUUUGAGAUAGGUCAGCUUCUGUCCAAAUUGGAGGAUGAACAGAACCUGGUGGCUCAGCUGCAGAAGAAGAUCAAAGAACUUCAAACUCGGAUCGAGGAGCUGGAGGAGGCACUGGAGGCGGAGCAUACAUGGCGAUCCAAGGCAGAGCGUCAGAGAAACGACGUUGCUCGAGAGCUGGAGGAGCUUGGAGAGAAGCUGGAGGAGGCGGGAGGAGCUUCUGCUGCUCAGGUCGCACUGAACAAGAACCGGGAAGUGGAUGUCCUGAAGCUGCUAAGGGAGUUGAAGGAGGCGGGGCUUCACCAUGAGACGACAGCUGCCACGCUGAUGAAGAAGAAUGCCGAAGCAGUGGCGGAGCUCACUGAGCAGAUUGACGCACUACAGAGAGCCAAGCAGAAGAUGGAGAAGGAGAAGGCAGAGCUUCGCCUGGAGGCUGAUGACCUGGCUGCCAAUCUGGAGCAGCUCUUGAGGGCCAAGGGCACGGUGGAGAAGAUGUGCCGAGUCUAUAUGGACCAGCUCAGCGAGAGUAAAGGCAGAACUGAUGAUCUGCAGCGACAGCUCACCGAGAUGUCAGCACAGAAAGCAUGCAUUGUCGCUGAGGCAGCCGAGUACAGUCGUCGCCUAGAGGAACGCGAGGGACAGAGUAGUCAACUGCAGCGAUCCAAAGCUCUCUAUCAGAACCUGGAAGACCUGAAAAGGCAGCUGGAGGAGGAGAGCAAAGCCCGGGUGGUACUGGUGCAGGCAGUGCAGGCAUCCCGUCAUGACUGCAGUCUGCUGAGUGAACAGCUGGAGGCGGAGCAAGAGUCCAAGGCAGAGCUACAAAGGGCGCUGUCCAAUGCCAACAGCCAGGUGGUGCAGUGGAGGACCAAGUAUGAGACAGAUGCCCUGCAGAGACAGGACGACCGGUUGCAAUCGAAGGAAAGGCGGAGUCACCAACGCUCGCAGGAGGCCAUGCAGGCCAGCCUGGAGAUGGAGAUUCGCGCUCGCGUGGAAGCAGUUCGUUUGCGCAAGAAAAUGGAGUCGGACCUGAGUGAGAUGGACAUUCAGCUUGCUCACGCCAACAAGCGAGCGGCAGAGAGCCAAAAGAGCAUCGCGCCGCUGCACACUCAGAACGCGGGUCUGGUGAGCCACAAGAGGAAGCUGGAGACGGACGUGUGUCAUCUGGCGAGCGAAGUUGACGAGGCACUGGCGGAGGGUCGUAGCAUGGAGGAGAAAGCCAGGAAGGCCAUCACUGAGGCGGCCACGAUGGCGGAGGAACUGAAGAGGGAGCAGGAUAGCAGCAGCGUGCUAGAGAGGAUGAAGAAAAACAUGGAGGUCGCUGUUAAAGAGCUGCAGGUCGAACUGGACGAGACGGAGCAGAUGGCACUGAAGGGCGGCAAGAAGCAAAUUUCCAAGCUGAUGACACGAGUGCAUGAUCUUCAGAUGGAGCUGACCGUGGAGCAAAAGAAGCAUGAGGAGUACCAGAAAGGUAUCCGAUGCUACGAGAGGAAGCUGAAAGAGAUCACUUGCCAGUCAGAGGAGGACCACCAGACACAGGCGAGAAUGCAGGAAGUCAUCGAGAAACUUCAAAGCAAAGUGAAAAGUUACAAGCUACAAGCCGAGACCGCCGAGGAGCAAGUGAAUUGCACCUCGAUGCACUUUCGCGAGGUGCAGCACGAGCUCGAAGAUGCUGAAGAAACAGCUGACAUUGCUGAAACCGCCGUCAACAAGCUGCGCAUUCAAACGCGGCAGCACAUUGUCGGCUGAGUCAUGCACGCACUCAUCCUAUCCAGUGUAGCACUCAACAUACAAUUUCGGAAUGAGAGGCUGCCACUGCAUUUGUGGGUCAACGAUGACUUGCUUUCCAUGCUCAUAAAUGUGUUUGUGCUAGUGCUACAAUUUGCAUAGCUUCUUAGCUUUAAUAUGAUUUGUAAUUUUUACAGUUCAUUAUUGUUAAUGCUCUGAGCUUGUAUUUUAUU
This is a messenger RNA of Phycodurus eques (leafy seadragon), 4004 nucleotides long. RefSeq names its product myosin-7-like. Gene Ontology annotation, molecular function: ATP binding; cytoskeletal motor activity. Gene Ontology annotation, cellular component: myosin complex. Lineage: Eukaryota; Metazoa; Chordata; Actinopteri; Syngnathiformes; Syngnathidae. The record is from RefSeq and is a predicted model, not a curated record.